GCGAAGACAAGUGCGAGGGUUCCCUGAUAAGCGCAUCCCCUAUCAAGGCAAGAAUGGGGGAUGUAAGUAGAGAAAAAAAAAAACAAUUCGAUUUGGCAAGUCGGUGAUAAGAUACCAUUGUUAUCACGAUCACAACAUCGUGUAAUCCCCGGCGUAAAACGUGCACAAGAAUGGCGUCAGGAAUCUUCAAGCUCCCCGGCGUCGCUUUCAUCACCGGAGCCGGUGGCACAGGUAUCGGCGCCGCCGUCGCUCGCGGCUUCGCGCGAUCUGGCUGCGCCAAGCUCGCCAUCACCGACCUCAACCCGCGAACCCUUCAACAAACCAAGUCAUCCAUCCUAUCCAUCAACCCCCGCGCGCAGGUCCUAGCGCGUGAAGGCGACGUGGCGAGCGAGCCGUUCGUCCGAUCGUUCACCGUUGACCUCGUUGCCCGGUUCUCGCGCCUCGAUUACUCCGUGCACUGCGCCGGCAUCCUGGGGGCUUCGCUGCGCACGCACGAGACGCCGCUGGCCGAGUACGAGCGCGUGGCCGGCGUCAAUUGGAAAGGCGCCUGGCUUUCGACGCGGGCCGCGCUGGCGCAGAUGCUGGCGCAAGAACCGCUGGAUGCGCAUCCGCGGCAGAGGGGAGCCGUGGUGAAUAUUGCGAGUCAGCUCGGUCUCGUGGCGCGGCCGACUGCAUCACCUUACUGUGCUUCGAAAGCCGCCGUGAUAAAUAUGACGCGGUCCGACGCGAUAGAUUACUCGCGGGAUGGAAUAAGAGUUAAUUGUGUGUGCCCGGGCGUGAUCGAGACACCGAUGACGACGGGAUCGCCUGAGGUUACAGAAAGACUAAGGCCAGCGAUCGACAUCGCGCCCAUGCGGAGAAUGGGGACGCCGGAAGAGGUAGCUGAUGCUGUGCUAUUCUUAUGCUCGAGCCAAUCCUCGUUUAUCCAAGGUCACGCAUUGGUAGUCGACGGUGGGUAUACAAUUAACUAAUCGCGAUGAAAAUGCUUUGUGCAAUUCUGAUUUCUUGAGUGUACUGUUUACUCCCGUGUUGAGGAUUUAAACGUACCCAGCUGGUAUAUCAUGAUAAACUCAACCGAAGACUCCGCAAUUGAUUGAAAUUCCCAACUCAACACAACUACCGCCUCUUAUUGAACUUCUGACCCUUUUGACCCUGCCGCGGCUGACUUCCGUAACCCCUUCUGCCUUGCGUCUUCUUAUCUCUGCCCAUACUCGCGCCUAACGUAAGGUCGAUUCGGGGAGGAGUAGAAAAGCCAAAACUUUUGGCUACCUUUGCUAGAUCCAACUUGUGGAUGUCAAAUACCGAACGUAAGCUGUGGCUCGCAUAGGCGUGCAGAUAUGAUCGGUAACCGUCCUUGGCACUCUGGUUGAGAUAGUAGUUCUGAGAGAUGAGCUUUUCAAGUUGUGAAGAGACGUUCAGAACCUUCUUGGCCGGGAACUCAUACUCGAGCACGGGUACCUUGGCUUCCUUUAAGUGAGAUAAGAAGGCGAGUUCGUGGGGUUGCAGGAAGAGGAGACUGCGGCCCUUGGAGUUUGCGCCACGCGCCGUUCGACCGACCCGAUGAAUGUAAUCGCGGGGGUCGUCAGGCGGGUCGAAUUGCACUAUGUAAUCGACUGCUGGGAUCUAAAAGGC
Annulohypoxylon truncatum is the source of this 1632-nucleotide messenger RNA. Its product is annotated as NAD(P)-binding protein. The transcript is spliced from 3 exons. Lineage: Eukaryota; Fungi; Ascomycota; Sordariomycetes; Xylariales; Hypoxylaceae. The coding region runs from base 171 to 971 and encodes 266 amino acids. The record is from RefSeq and is a predicted model, not a curated record.